Messenger RNA from Zootoca vivipara (common lizard), 3123 nucleotides. RefSeq names its product ankyrin repeat and SOCS box containing 4 (gene ASB4). The record is from RefSeq and is a predicted model, not a curated record. Gene Ontology annotation, biological process: intracellular signal transduction. Lineage: Eukaryota; Metazoa; Chordata; Lepidosauria; Squamata; Lacertidae. Gene Ontology annotation, molecular function: protein binding.
GUGUGUGUGUGUGUGGAUAGAUGUAAAGAUAAGUAGAUAAAUAGUACUACUUUGCCAUUUAUAUACAACAGGGGUGGCCAACUCCCAAGAGACUGCGAUCUACUCAUUGAGUUAAAAACUGGCGGUGAUCUACCCACUUUCAGGGGGUUCAGUUCAGGUCAAAACUUUGAGCUUUUUUUAGGAAGGAAAGCCCUGGUGGUUUUUUUUUUUCCGGAAGGAGGAAGGUCAGGUUUUUUGGGGUUCAGGUCAUACAUAGUUGUUGAGCUUUUUUCCAGGGAGGAGGGAAUUCCCAUUUGGGAGGGGGUCAGGGCUUUUUUUUAAGUGAGCCAAAGUUGUUGAGCUUCUGUGUCCAGGGCAGCUGUUUAUCAGCUCCAUCUGGUAUGCAGGCUGAGUCCCUACCUGCCCACUGACUGUCUCUCCAGAGUGGUGCAUGCUCUAGUUAUCUCUCGCUUGGACUACUGCAAUGCGCUCUACGUGGGGCUACCUUUGAAGGUGACCCGGAAACUACAACUAAUCCAGAAUGCGGCAGCUAGACUGGUGACUGGGAGCGGCCGCCGAGACCACAUAACACCGGUCCUGAAAGACCUACAUUGGCUCCCAGUACGUUUCCGAGCACAAUUCAAAGUGUUGGUGUUGACCUUUAAAGCCCUAAACGGCCUCGGUCCGGUAUACCUGAAGGAGCGUCUCCACCCCCAUCGUUCUGCCCGGACACUGAGGUCCAGCGCCAAGGGCCUUCUGGCGGUUCCCUCGCCACGAGAAGCCAAGUUACAGGGAAUGAGGCAGAGGGCCUUCUCGGUAGUGGCACCCACCCUGUGGAAUGCCCUUCCACUAGAGGUCAAAGAGAACAACAAUUACCAGACCUUUAGAAGGCAUCUCAAGGCAGCCCUGUUUAGGGAAGCUUUUAAUGUUUGAUGGAUUUCUGUAUUUUAGUGUUUUGUUGGAAGCCGCCCAGAGUGGCUUGGGCGGGGUAUAAAUAAUAGAAAGUAAUGCAAAAUGGAUUAAUCUGUUCCAGACAUUUUAAAACAACCCCUAAAACAGCAAUUUAAUAUGAAUUUUACUAUCUAACAAGACCAUUGAUCCAUAAAAUGAAAGCAAUAAAUAAAGUACUGCAGUCACACAAUCAAUCUGUAGCUAAACGGGGUUCCACACAGUCACAAAAACAAAACAAAAAGAGCUACAAAAACAAAAACACAAAAUAAAUAGCAAAAACAGAUAGACCUCAUCAUAACACUCACAACAGAGUAUGUUCGGCUGCCGAAAAACAUUCGCAAACCGGAACACUUACUUCCAGGUUUGCAGUGUUUGGGUUCCAAGUUGUUUGAGUACCAAGGCGUUUGAGAACCAAGAUUGUACUGUAUUACCUUGGUUAACCUUACCCCAACCCUGCCAGGCAGGCUAAUAUUGCAGGCUAAGGAAACUGAGGACCCAGUGCAGAGGAGUUGAGAGUUAAUAAUCCCCAGUAGCAAAGCAAGACUUGUCAGGUUUUUAACAGUGAACAUCCCUACUGCUUUUGUUGAGAAAUGAUGCCAGUUUUAAGAACCUUCUUAUAUAUUGCAAAGGAUAAAGUUUUGGUGAAUGAGUCAAUAGUAUGGACUAAUCAUUUGUGCAGAUUUCUUUAUACCAUCAUCAUAGAUCUGCCUGAGUUCCCCUUGACAGAAUACAGCAUGUAGUGAGCAGUUGAUAUUUCCUUUAUAUAAAUAGAACAGGCAGGUCAGCAUUACUUGGUGUUUAAAAUUAUCUUGGCUUUGCUACACCCUAGAGAAAUUAGAACACCCUUUUAUGCAGACUUAUAAACAUACGCAUUUGACCAUUGAAAACAAGUGGGAAUAUAAUAACCCCCACGCAGAGAACAUGACAGAAACAAUGACACGGGCUGAAAUUGCUAAGCGACUGAAGAAAGAUUUUUUGAAGGCUUUGCAGUCAAACGACUACAAAACUCUGGAGAAGUUUUUGAAUCAGAAGCAGAUAGAUGUGGACACAGUGUUUGAAGUGGAAGAUGAGAACCUGGUUCUGGCCUCCUACAAACAAGGGUACUGGCUGCCUAGCUAUAAACUGCAGCAUUCAUGGGCCACUGGGCUCCACUUAUCUGUUCUGUACGGGCACCUGGAGAGCCUGAGAGUCCUGCUGAAGCACAAAGCGACAAUCAACUGCCGGCCCAAUGGCAAAGCAGCAAUCCACAUAGCAUGCGAAGUGGGUAACCUGGAUUGCAUCAAGAUACUUUGCAGCCACGGAGCGAAAACCAACUGCUAUUCGCUGAGCGGUCUUGCGCCACUGCAUUUCUGUACGACAAAGCUGUCCAUCCCUUGCGCACAGCAGUUAAUCUGGAGAGGUGCAGAUGUGAAUAUAAGGACUAACAACCAAGAAGAGGAAACUCCCCUCCACACUGUUGCUCGUUGUGGUAUCCCUGAAAUGGUGGCCUUUUAUGUAGAACAAGGAGCUGGGGUUGACUGUCAAAAUGCCCACAGAGAAACACCUCUGGCCUGUGCAGUCUAUUGGGCCCUCAAUGGCAAGGAACAGACAUACAGCACAGAUCACCACCUGAUCUGUAGGAUGCUGAUCGACUAUAAAGCCAACGUCAAUUCACGAGACGAGGAUUUCCGAACGCCUCUCCACAAGGCUGCUUGGAACUGUGACGGCGUUCUGUUGGACAUGCUACUCGAGGCGGGAGCUGAGGCUAACUUCAUGGAUGACAACGGAUGCGGCCCUUUGCAGUAUGUCCUGAAAGUAACAGGUGUGCGGCCGAGUGCCCAGCCAGAAUUCUGUUUCCAGCUGCUUCUCAAUUAUGGAGCUGCCAGGAUAUAUCCUCCACAAUUCCAUAAGGUUUUGCAGGCCUGUUGCUCCUAUCCCAGAGCAGUUGAGGUUAUUGUGAAUACAUAUGAACAUAUCAAGUCCACAGCAAAAUGGAGAGCAGCUAUACCUGAUGAUGUCUUUGAGAUGUAUAAUGAAUUCUACGAAUCUCUGUUUGAGGUAUGUGAAAACACACCAAGAUCGCUCAAGCAUUUAGCCAGAUGUGCUAUUCGAAGAAUAUUGUUCGAUCGCUGCCACAAAGGGAUCCCUUUACUUUUCAUUCCAGCGACGCUGAAGAAUUAUUUGCUCUUAGAACCAGAAGGAAUAUUGUACUGA